Molecule: messenger RNA, 1302 nt
Organism: Talaromyces proteolyticus
Lineage: Eukaryota; Fungi; Ascomycota; Eurotiomycetes; Eurotiales; Trichocomaceae
Product: putative Zn cluster transcription factor Rds2
Exons: 5
Coding region: 1-1302 (433 amino acids)
Cellular component (GO): nucleus
Molecular function (GO): RNA polymerase II transcription regulatory region sequence-specific DNA binding
Source: RefSeq, a predicted model, not a curated record
AUGACGUGCGACUCGGACCGCCCCUGCUCGCGAUGCAUCAAGCGCAAUAUCGGCCACUUGUGCCAUGACGAACCCCGUGAACCCACCAAGAAAACCCGCCACGACCAUGAGGAGGAAGAUGUCGCUUCGAAUGACUUCGCGGCUUCGCAUGGCCUGCCCGAUCUUGGACAACCAAUGCUCCAGGAUUCCCCGCUCAGCAUUCGCCCUUCUACCAUAGACCCGGCACAGACCGUACAGCCGUCAUCGAUUACAACCCCUGUCGGUCAGCCUUUAGAUGCCAAUACACAGCUAUACAAUUACGGUGAUUGGCCGAUAAACGGACGGAACCAGUUCCAGGAUAUGCAUACAUUCCAUCCUUCGUACAUGUUCAACGCCCCCGAAGUCACCAAUGAAUACAACCUGCUUGGCGACUUUCUCAGCAACAGUCUCAUGGACGACAACGCAAUGUUUGGCAGUGAUGACCUUCAAGGCCUAUACUCGGACUCUUCACUAAUCAACAUGACCACGAACUUAAACGGAAACAAUGCACCAUUCGCUCAACAGCAGAAAGCGACCCAGCUAGCAGCUGCUCAGAACCCGAAUCCGCAGAACUCCAUUCAACCGCCCGGCAACAGUUCCACCGUACCAAAUGACAAAGCCCGCGAGAAAUACUAUCUAACCGCUGCGGAUCCCUCGGGCAUGGAUCCCCCCGAGGAACGAAUGAACAAGCUGCUCAAAGCCAAAUAUGAAGCUGGGAUGCUAAGACCAUUCAACUACGUAAAAGGCUACGCACGGUUAAACCAAUACAUGGAGCAGCACAUGCAGCCCGCCCUCCGCCAUAAGAUUCUACGGCAGCUAGACAAAUUCCGUCCCAAAUUCCGUGAGCGCAUGCAGAGUCUGACCGAUAUCGAACUCGUCCUCUCUGAGAUGUGGUUUGAACGCAGUUUGAUGGAGUAUGACCGAGUUUUUGCUAGUAUGGCUAUACCGGCUUGCUGCUGGCGGCGAACCGGGGAGAUAUUCCGUGGCAACAAGGAGAUGGCGGAGUUGAUUAACGUUCCGAUUGAAAAUCUGCGAGAUGGCAAGCUGGCUCUCCACCAAAUCAUCACUGAGGACCAACUCGUCAGCUACUGGGAGAAAUUCGGCGCUAUCGCUUUUGACGGCUCUCAAAAGGCUAUGCUUACUAGCUGCACACUGAAGAGUCCCAAUGAGGAUGAUUCAAAAAAGGGAAUUCCCUGCUGUUUCUCCUUUACCAUUCGUCGCGAUCCCAAUGCUAUUCCAGCGCUCAUUGUAGGUAACUUUUUACCUUCUCAGCGACCCAAGUGA